Saxophila tyrrhenica is the source of this 585-nucleotide messenger RNA. It is a transcript of the gene HPT1, whose product is annotated as hypoxanthine-guanine phosphoribosyltransferase. NCBI's taxonomy places the organism in Eukaryota, Fungi, Ascomycota, Dothideomycetes, Mycosphaerellales, Extremaceae. The coding region runs from base 1 to 585 and encodes 194 amino acids. The transcript is spliced from 3 exons. The record is from RefSeq and is a predicted model, not a curated record. Gene Ontology annotation, molecular function: hypoxanthine phosphoribosyltransferase activity. Gene Ontology annotation, biological process: IMP salvage; hypoxanthine metabolic process; XMP salvage. Gene Ontology annotation, cellular component: cytoplasm.
AUGGUGGAGAAGGUCUACGUUACCUACACCGACCAAAUCCUCAAUGACUUCAAGCCCAACCUCAUGAUCGCCAUUGGGGGCGGCGGAUACGUUCCAGCACGCAUCCUCAGGUCCUUCCUCAAGAAGCCCGGCAGCCCGAACAUUCCCAUCCAAGCAAUCGGCCUAUCGCUCUACGAGUCACUCGGAACGGAUUCUCAGGUCGAGCAACCCGGCACCAAGGUCACCCGAACUCAAUGGCUGGAUCUCAGCAGUCUGGAGAUGGCGAACUUGAUCGGCAAGAACGUUCUCAUCGUUGACGAGGUCGAUGAUACUAGGACCACGCUUGAGUACGCGGUCAAGGAACUCGAGAAAGAUGUUGCCACAGCUGCCAAGCAAGCUGGUCGGGCCGGCGAGAGCACCAACUUCUCGAUCUUCGUUCUACACAACAAGGACAAGCAGAAGAAGGGUCGUCUUUCAGAGGACAUGAUGAAGAGUGGGAUGUACUUGGCUGCGGUGACUGUGGGAGAUGUGUGGAUCAACUAUCCCUGGGAGGCGACGGACAUUGAAGAGCACGACAAGAUGGCAGAGAAUCAGGCCGCUCAGUGA